AUGUCAAUCCUAGAUGAUAUUGAAGAAGUUUCUUCACAAAUCUUAUCUUCUUUUCCUCCUUCCUUUAUUCAAUUCCUAGAAACGAACGAUAUAGACCCAACUAUUUACACAGUUCAAUCAUUGCCUCGCUAUAUUCGUUUAAAUACACAAUUUCCUUCUUCGCAACUUCCUUCACUUUCUGACCUAUCCUCUCAACUUGAUUGUACUCAAAUUCACCAAAUUCCAAAUUUUCCACAUUUUUAUUCUCUUCCUUCCGUAAUAAAAAUUGUUAAUUCCUUAGCUUAUAAACAGGGGAAAAUAUUUGGCAUAGAUUUAAGUUCAGCCAUAGCAGUUUACUCACUUGAUAUUCAUCCAAAUGAUCAGAUAUUGGAUUUGUGUUGUGCUCCUGGUGCAAAAUUGUGUUUAAUUUCUAAUUUAUUAGAUAGUAAAGGGGUUGGAACUAUUACCGGUGUUGAUAUCUCUAAAAACAGAUUAUCCGUUUGUAAAAAUUUAUGUAAAAAAUAUAAACUUGCUAAAGUUCGAUUAUUUCUCGAAGAUGGAACAAGGUUUAAUGUUUUAGCUCCUUCUUAUUUGGAACCUAUAAAAAAAAUAAUUGAAAAAAAUCGAAUUCAAAAUGACAAUAAAAAUGAAGUACGUGAAUUAAGUUUUAAAGAAUUUGGUGAAAUUCAAUGUUCAGAUAAAAAUGAUUUGAUUAUUACGCCUUUCUGGACACCUAAAAUAUUGAGGAACGAUCCGCAAAAACGUGACAAUAAAUAUCUAUACGAUAAGGUUAUCGUGGAUGCGGAAUGUACUCAUGAUGGUUCGAUUUCUCAUAUCCUAAAAUAUGAGAAAUCCGGAUGGGAGAAUUUUGAGAAAAACUUUUUAAAUCCGGAUCGCCUUAACAGUCUUUGGGAUUUACAGCGAGCUUUAUUACAGAAUGGAUGGAAUCUUCUUAAGCCAGGUGGAAUAUUAAUUUAUAGCACUUGCAGUUUAUCAAAAAAACAAAAUGAAGAUGUAAUAGGAUGGUUUCUAGCUAAUUAUCAAAAUGCACAAUUAGAAACGAUUCCAAAUAUUGAAAAUUUAAAAACUGCCCCGCCAAAAUUGUGUAAUAAUAACGUUGAUUUAUUUAAAGUUGCAAGAUUUGAUCCUAUACAUUCAAAAACAUCAGGAUUUUUUAUCGCAAAAAUUAAAAAGAUAACAGAACCUUAG
Funneliformis geosporum is the source of this 1188-nucleotide messenger RNA. The record is from the annotation of a GenBank genome assembly. NCBI's taxonomy places the organism in Eukaryota, Fungi, Glomeromycota, Glomeromycetes, Glomerales, Glomeraceae.